AUGCGCUUCGACGGGUCGAAGGUCAGCAAUUUCUUGGUCAGCUCCUUGGCAUCGCUGGGAAACAUGAGGGGUCAUAAGGCAGACCUACGGGUUGUAGAAGCUCGGGUAAACGGGGCGGCACUCCAGCGUCUUCUUGUAGAUGCCCAUAGGGUCCUCGUUGUAGAAGGGCGGGUAGCCCACCAACAUUUCGUAGAUAAGGAUGCCCAGCGUCCACCAAUCAACGGCCUUGCCGUGUCCUUUGUUGAGCAGAAUCUCGGGGGCGAGGUACUCGGGCGUGCCACACAGCGUGUACGUGCGCAUCUCUACGACCUUGGCGAAACCGAAAUCGGUCAACUUGAGGUACCCGUCGCGGCCCACUAG
Molecule: messenger RNA, 360 nt
Organism: Babesia ovata
Lineage: Eukaryota; Apicomplexa; Aconoidasida; Piroplasmida; Babesiidae
Product: single-stranded DNA-binding protein, putative
Exons: 1
Coding region: 1-360 (119 amino acids)
Source: RefSeq, a predicted model, not a curated record